AUGGGCUGGCGGCUGCUGCCCGCCCUCCUCCUCCUGGCCCUGGCGCUGGGCGGCCCCGCGGCGAGGGCGCAGAACGACACGGAGCCCAUCGUCCUGGAGGGCAAGUGCCUGGUGGUCUGCGACUCCAACCCGGCCACCGACGCCAAGGGCUCGUCCUCCUCCUCCCCGCUCGGCAUCUCCGUGCGGGCGGCCAACUCCAAGGUCGCCUUCUCGGCCGUGAGGAGCACCAACCACGAGCCCUCCGAGAUGAGCAACAAGACGCGCAUCAUCUACUUCGACCAGAUCCUAGUAAAUGUGGGCAAUUUUUUCACAUUGGAAUCUGUCUUUGUAGCACCAAGAAAAGGAAUUUACAGUUUCAGUUUUCACGUAAUUAAAGUCUAUCAGAGCCAAACAAUACAGGUUAAUUUGAUGCUAAACGGAAAGCCAGUCAUUUCUGCUUUUGCUGGGGACAAGGAUGUCACACGUGAAGCUGCCACUAAUGGAGUCCUGCUCUAUCUAGACAAGGAGGAUAAGGUUUACCUGAAACUGGAGAAAGGUAAUCUGGUCGGUGGAUGGCAGUAUUCUACGUUUUCUGGCUUUCUGGUCUUUCCCCUGUAA
Cygnus atratus (black swan) is the source of this 597-nucleotide messenger RNA. It is a transcript of the gene CBLN4, whose product is annotated as cerebellin 4 precursor. The coding region runs from base 1 to 597 and encodes 198 amino acids. Gene Ontology annotation, molecular function: protein binding. NCBI's taxonomy places the organism in Eukaryota, Metazoa, Chordata, Aves, Anseriformes, Anatidae. The record is from RefSeq and is a predicted model, not a curated record. The transcript is spliced from 3 exons.